Messenger RNA from Stylonychia lemnae, 2172 nucleotides. Lineage: Eukaryota; Ciliophora; Spirotrichea; Sporadotrichida; Oxytrichidae. The record is from the annotation of a GenBank genome assembly.
AUGAACUCCGUUUUAACGUGUGAUAGAUGCGAAGAAAAGUUUAAUGAAGAGUAAAGAGCUCCUGUUGUCCUUCCAGAUUGUGGACAUACAUUUUGUGAAUUCUGUAUUGCUGAUCUCCUAUCUGAAAUUGAAAAGUACUGUCCUUCUUGCGGAGCAGAAAUAAAGACAACUGAUGCAUCUAAAUAUACAAAGAAUUAGAAAUUACUAGCUCUACUAAGAGCUGAAGAUUCAGAGUUUCAUGAUAAUUAAGACUUUGUAUCUUGUCCCAGACAUGCAAAUAAGAGUAUAGAAUAUUUUUGCAAACAAUGCUCUGGUACAGUAUGCGUUAAAUGUAUGUUUGAUGAACACAAUGGCCACGACUUAGUAUAAAUAGAGGAAAUGGCUAGCAGCUUGAAAUAAAAUGUUCUCGAUCUGCAAAAAAUGCUGGUGAACGCCCACAGGCUUAACGAGGAAAACACAAAAUUGAUUGAAUAAGUGAAAGAAGAAUUAAACAGAUUGAAGUUUUAAUAGAUGAAAAAUAUAGAUAAAGGCUUCACUGAACUAGCGAAAAAACUAGAAGACAAAAAAACAGAAAUAAAAUUGGAAUUCGAAAAGAGAUACAAAAAAGAGGAACAAAAGUUUAUGACAAAGAUGUCAUAGAUUAAUACUAAUUUAGAAGAAAUUAAAAAUAUAGAGAGAAUCUUUGAGGAACUUCUUUAAUUCAUUGAUAACAAUAUAGAUUCUAAGAUUUUACAAAAAGCCAAUGAUGUGACAACAUUCUUGCAUAAGUCAUUUACUGAUUUGGAUUUAAUUACAAAGAAUUAGAUAUCGUAAAAGAGUGAAAUAUACAUACAUCCAAGCUUUAAACCUCUGACCUUGAAUGUCAAAAAGGCUAUAGAAAUCGUGAAUAAAUUUGAGAUGAUUCCACCAUCAGGGGCUGCUGGAAGUGCUAAAGUUUAAAGAUCUCCUUAAUAGGUAAAAGGACUAAUUGGAAGCGGAUCACUAGCGAAUGGAUAUAACAGUGGAGGUGAAGGUGGCAGUGUUGGAGGUAUAGAGAUAGAUCCAUUGACAUAAAUUCCAUAUUAUGAUCCUACUAAGAAUCAAUCAAAAUCAGCUAAAAGUCUAUACGGUGGCUCACAAGGCAAUCCAGUAGGAGCAACAAGAGCUCUGGGACCACCUAUGGCUCCUCACAGAAGAUUAGGAGGAGCAGGAUCAUUGGGAGAGAGAAAUGGAUCGAUAGCAGGAUCUGAAAAUGUAUUCAGCAGUAUAGUUUGCUUUGGAGAUCAUGAGGAGAUUCUAAAAUUCAAUCUUGAGAGUUAAAGAUGGGAAAAGGUUAAGUAUGAUAGCGGAUCUACAUUUACAGGAAAUUUAAGAUACUCUGGAUCAGCAUAUACCCCUGAUGGGCGAAUUAUAAUUACUGGAGGUUGUCUUAUUUCAACUUCAGAUGCCUCUAAUAUUGUAUACGAAACAAACAUACAAAAGCCAUAGAAGUUCGCCAGAAAGAAGGUUAUGCAGAAUAGAAGAUAUGGACAUGGAUGUGUAGCGCUAAAUGGCUAUGUAUAUGUCUUAGGUGGAUUUGACAAUAAAGAUGCUGAUGGAGUUGCUCCUAAUACAUUAGACUCUGUUGAAAGGUAUUCAAUUCAUGAAAACAGGUGGACUCAAAACUGCUCAAUGAGUGAUGGUCGAGCGUUUUUUGGGGUAGUUCCUAUUGGGGAAUAGUUCAUCUAUGUAAUGGGAGGCUUUUAGGACUAUCUCGUGUUAAGCUCAAUAGAGAAAUAUGAUUCAGUCUUGGAUAAUUGGAUGACACUAAAUAUAAAGCUACCUGUGGGGUUAGCUAAAAUGGGAGUUACUGCCACAGAUGGUCAAAGAUAAAUAGCAAUAGUAGGAGGCAUGAAUCCAUAGUUCUUGAGACAAAAAUCAUUAUAUUUAUUCGAUAUGAAAACUAUGAAAUUUUAAACCUGUGCUGAAAUGAGAAUAGCUAAAACAUUCAAUUAGUAAGUACAUUUCCAUGAAGGCUUAAUAUAUGCCUUUGGAGGUAAUGAGAAGGAUGCUUGUGAAAGAUUUGAUACUUACUAAAAUAAAUGGGAGGUCAUUUCAAGCUAUGGGGAAAUGAUAAAUUCCAAGAUUUGCAACGAGCUUAACGGCUGGACUCAAAUUUAUUGUCCAAUUACACCUUAAUUAGUACCUUUAUGA